CCCCCCCAACACACACUUGGAGGGCGCCUCUCUGAUUGGCUGCAGCCUGCCCCCCCCCCCCCCCCCCAGCCAAUAGGAGCGCAGGGCGUGGGGCAGGGAUUUGUGAAUGGGCCGGGGCGCGGGGCCGCAUCCUGCGCGGGGGCACAACCGGGCACCCAGGGCCCCCCAGGACCCCCCAGGACCCCCCAGUCCCCUCCACCUCCCAGCCGCUGGCCCCAUGCCGUGGCCGCCAGCCCCAGCCCCAGCCCCUCAGCACCUGCCAAGAACAUCUUGGUUUCAGCCAAUUUUUGUCAAGUCCAUAAAAAGGGGUCAGGGGGGCAAAUAACGAGGGGGCACCCUCCGCCGUGGGGCUGGGGACAGGGGGCAGUCACCCCCGUGUCCCUGCGGGGAUCCUGGGUCCCCACGUCCUGCAGCGGGCAGCUCCAAAACGCCCCAUUGGACAUGGGGUGAGCCGAGCCCCCCGGGAUCCCCCCCGGGCUGAGCCCCCGCCGCGGUGCCCUCGUCCCCCCGACGCCCCCCGUGUCCCCUCGCAGCCGGUGCGUGCCGGGGGGCGAUGGUCCCGGUGCCCAACAGCACGGCGGUGACGUGGGCCGGUGAAUCGGCGCGGCCAGAGCCGGAGCGGUCACCCUGCAUGGUCGGCAUCUUCCCCGUGGUGUACUACAGCGUCCUGCUGGGCCUGGGGCUGCCAGUGAACGUGCUGAGCGCCGUGGCCCUGUCCCGCCUGGCCACGAGGACCAAGAAGUCGUCGUACUGGUACCUUCUGGCCCUGGCCACCUCCGACAUCCUCACCCAGGUCUUCAUCAUCUUCGUGGGCUUCAUCCUGCAGACGGCCAUCCUGGCGCGGGCGCUGCCCAGCGCCUUCACCCACGCCGUCACCGUGCUGGAGUUCGCGGCCAACCACGCGUCCGCCUGGGUCACCGUCCUGCUGACCGUGGACCGCUACGUGGCCCUGUGCCACCCGCUGCGCUACCGCGCCCUCUCCUACCCGCGGCGCACCCGCAGGAUCAUCGCCGCCGUCUUCACCGCCGCGCUGGCCACCGGCAUCCCCUUCUACUGGUGGCUGGACGCGUGGCGCGACGCCGACCCCCCCACGGCCCUGGACAGGGUGCUCAAGUGGGCGCACUGCGUCACCAGCUACUUCUUGCCCUGCGGCAUCUUCCUGGCCACCAACUCGGUCGUCAUCCGCAAGCUGAAGCGGCGGGGGCGCCCGGGGGGCCGCCGGCCCCUCCUGAGCAAGAGCACGGCGCUCCUGCUGGCCGUCACCGCCGUCUUCGUGGUGCUCUGGGCGCCCCGCGCCGUCGUCAUGAUGUGCCACCUCUACGUGGCCUCGGUCAGGAGGGACUGGCGCGUGCACCUGGCCUUGGACGUGGCCAACAUGGUGGCCAUGCUCAGCACCACCCUCAACUUCUUCCUCUACUGCUUCGUCAGCCAGACCUUCCGCCGCGCGGUGGGCGAGGUGCUCCGGGCCCACCCCCGGCACGGCCCCCGCCCCGCAAACCCCCGCAUCCCACCCCCAGCCCUGAAACCCCUGGAGCUGCUGGCCGGCACGGCGCUCUGAGCUGGGGGCUGCCACCGGCCGGGGAUCCCUGGAGCUCGCCCAGCCCCUGGCAUUGCCCCCAGCACCCUGUGAGACCCUGCCCGUGCGACGCCGCCCGGCUGCGCCCACCCCGUGCGGUGCUGGUGGGGUUGGGGGGGGCUCGGGGCUGCUCCCAAGCUGCGGCUCCACCGAAGCCCCCAGGAACCGCAGCUGCCCCGGGGGGCCGGGUGCCGGCGAGCUCUGCAGCCCCGCCGAGGCGUAGUGGGGCUGCUCCUGCCCCCAUAAACGUCUGUGCUCACACCAAAAUCUGCCUGAGUCCAGCUCCGUGUGGCUGCCUGGGAUGGGGGCACAGCACCCCCUGAGCGUGGGGUCCCCCUGCCCAGCCCGGUGCACCCCGGGUGCUCUGUGGGGCCGGGUCCCACCCUGUGAUCCCCCCCAGACCCACAUGGGGCACCCCCCACGAGGUGCCACCCUCCCGGGGUGACCGUGCCAGCCUGCCUGUCCCCAGCUGCCACCAGAGGGCAGGGACAGGACGCCCCGCGGAGCUGGCACCCAGCGCCCUGGCACCCAGCACCCCGCGGGCUCAGCCGGCACGGCCGGGUUCGGAGCGCCAGCCCUGCAGCCCCACAUUCCUCCCUAAUUCCCCCAUAAGGUCCUUAGCGUAAUCCCCCCAAAAUCCUGGCCUUUCCGCUGUAAUUCCUCAUAAACUGGCACCCGUGGGGCUGUCCCGGUGGCAGGGGCUCAGCCGGCCCCGGGGGGAUUUGGGCUGCCCCGUGCCCACCCGGCUGAGCCCAGGAGCGGGGUGGGACGGGGGGCAGCGGGGUCCCUGCCUGCCUUGGCCCUCAUUGCUCAUAAAAUGAGCCCAAAGCGGCUCCGUGACGUGGGGCUGACCCACACGGGCACCACCGCACACCCAGGGCCGUGCACCCAGCACCCUGUGGCAGGAUCAGCCCCCAGCACCUUCCAG
Molecule: messenger RNA, 2504 nt
Organism: Cygnus olor (mute swan)
Lineage: Eukaryota; Metazoa; Chordata; Aves; Anseriformes; Anatidae
Gene: GPR142
Product: G protein-coupled receptor 142
Exons: 2
Coding region: 554-1558 (334 amino acids)
Biological process (GO): G protein-coupled receptor signaling pathway
Cellular component (GO): membrane
Molecular function (GO): G protein-coupled receptor activity
Source: RefSeq, a predicted model, not a curated record